GGCAUCGGAAGCGUAACAUAUAUAAGAAGAAAGAAAAACUUAUAGAAAGAGAGGCAAAGAUAGGUUUCAUCCACAAUUUCAACGCGUCUUAGAUAACGUUGAUUAUUGAUUCAGCAGCAAUCAUCUCUUCAUUGUAACACAAUCUAGGGUUCCAGGUAUGGGCAGUACUGAGGCUGUUUCAAAACCAGUUAUGCACGACGAAGACGAUGAUGAUAAUAAGCCUCUAGUGUUCAAGAAAAGUUUUGUUAAGGAUGGAGACCAAUCACACAGAAAACCGUUUGAUAUCAAUGGAGAUUCUGAGGAUGGUAGACCUUUGCGUUCCAUAAUAUCCAUGACGCAAGAACAAGAGAUCAAUGGCAACACAACUUUGGAUGAGUCUGAUGAUGAUGAAGCUCCAAUAUCGUCAAGGUUACAAAAGAAGAAGCAUGUCAGUGAAAAGCCAAAGGUUUCUGGCAAGAGACUUGUGGAGAAGGACAGUUAUGAAGAUCAAUCUUCCAUGAAAAAGCACAAGGCAUCCUCUUCAACCGCAAAACAAGAUUCUAUGAAUUUAGGUGAAAAGAGGAAGGCUGUGGUAUCACCUAACGACACUGAUGAUGAAGAUGAUGAUGAUGUUCCAAUUGCCAAGAGAAUCAAGGCAGACUCUUCCUCCAACAAUAAAACCCCACCUACAAAGCCUAAAGUAACAAAACAGAGUUCUACUGCAUCAUCUAAGAAGCUGAAAGUGACAAGAGUAGCUUCUCCUCCGCCCAAGAAAAGGAGCAAAAGAUCCAGAAAAGACUCUGAGUAUGCACAGUGGACUACCUUGGUGCACAAUGGUGUCACUUUUCCACCAACUUAUCAACCUCAUGGGACUAAGAUUUUUUAUAAGGGAAAACCAGUCAGCUUAUCUCCUGAGCAAGAAGAGGUUGCAACGAUGUUUGCUGUGAUGAGAGAGACAGACUAUUAUAACAAACCUAUAUUUAGGAAGAAUUUCUGGAAUGACUGGAGAAAACUACUUGGCAAGAAACAUGUGAUACAGAAGCUAGAUGAUUGUGACUUCACCCCAAUAUAUGAGUGGCAUUUGGAAAAGAAGCAGAAGAAUAAAGAUUCAAAAGAGAAAAAACCGGAGCAGGGAGAGAAGUAUAUGUGGGCUAUUGUAGACGGUGUCAAGGAGAAAAUUGGGAACUCUAUGGUUGAGCCUCCUGGGUUAUUCAGAGGCCGGGGAGAACAUCCUAAGAUGGGAAAGUUCAAAAGGCGUAUACAUCCUCAUGACGUCACGCUAAACAUAGGGAAAGAUGCUCCUAUCCCUGAAUGCCCCAUUCCUGGUGAAAGAUGGAAAGAAAUAAAGCAUGAUAACACAGUCAUAUGGAUAGCAAGCUGGAAUGAUCCUAUUAACCCCAAAAGAGACAAGUAUAUUAAUCUGGGAGAUAGCAGUUCUCAGAAAGGCCAAAGCGACAAGAAGAAGUACGAGAAAGCCAGGAAGCUUAAGGACCACAUAGAAAGUAUAAGAGAAACUUACACCAAGAACUUUACUUCUAAAGAUGUUUCAAAGCGUCAGAUAGCCGUGGCUACCUAUCUCAUUGAUAAAUUGGCACUUAGAGCUGGUAAUGAUAAGGAUGAUGAUGAGGCAGACACUGUUGGUUGUUGUACGUUAAAAGUAGACAAUGUGGAGUGCAUUCAUCCAAAUCAGUUAAAGUUUGACUUCCUUGGUAAAGAUUCAAUCAGAUAUGAGAAUACGGUUGAAGUUGAGUCUCCUGUUUACAAAGCCAUUGGACAGUUCAAGGCUGGUAAAUCAAAUUCAGACGAUCUUUUUGAUGAGAUAGACGCAAGCAAACUAAACGAUCAUCUUAAGGAGCUUAUGCCUGGACUCACAGCUAAAGUAUUCCGUACAUACAAUGCAUCCAUCACCCUGGACAAAACGUUGCGUCGAGAAACCAAAGAUGGUGGUGAUGUCAACCAGAAAAAAGUAGUUUAUGAUCAAGCAAACAAGGAGGUGGCCAUAAUCUGUAAUCACCAGCGUACUGUUUCAAAGUCUCACGGUGCACAAGUUAAGAAACUGAAAGACAAAAUAGAUGAACUCAAGGAGGGUCUUAAACAACUUAGAACCAAUCUCAAGAGGGCUAAAAAGGGAGAAGCUCCAUUAGAGGGUUCAGAUGGAAAGAAAACGAGAAACAUAACUCCAGAAGCGUGGGAGAAGAAGAUAGCUCAACAGAAGAUGAAGGCAGAGAAGAUGGAAAGAGACAUGCAGACAAAGGAGGACUUGAAAACUGUGGCACUUGGCACGUCUAAGAUUAAUUACAUGGAUCCUAGGAUCACAGUUGCGUGGUGCAAACGUAAUGAAGUACCCAUUGAAAAGAUGUUCACCAAAGCUCUUCGGGAGAAAUUUACGUGGGCAAUGGACGUGGAACCUGACUUCAGAUUCUAACAUGCAGUAGCCGCAGCUUAAAGAGUUUCUUAUACUCUACUAGUUUAUAUUCAUUACGAAUCUCUAUGAAAUUGUUGAUUAAGAAUGUUUCUAUAUAACUUAACCAAUAUAAAAAGAUUUGUUACUUGUUUGAUAAGAAAACAUGAUCCAGUUAAUGUUAAA
Molecule: messenger RNA, 2566 nt
Organism: Raphanus sativus (radish)
Lineage: Eukaryota; Viridiplantae; Streptophyta; Magnoliopsida; Brassicales; Brassicaceae
Product: DNA topoisomerase 1 alpha
Exons: 16
Coding region: 158-2404 (748 amino acids)
Biological process (GO): DNA topological change; DNA replication; chromosome segregation
Cellular component (GO): nucleolus; chromosome
Molecular function (GO): DNA binding; DNA topoisomerase type I (single strand cut, ATP-independent) activity
Source: RefSeq, a predicted model, not a curated record